GUAGCGCAGCGCUUCCUUUUAGUCGCAUGGGUUCCAUAUCUGCGCCAGACAAUAACAAUGGGCGGCUCCUGGGGGAGGUGACGGCUGCCUGGCUCAGGCUCACAUGUGCUGCACCUGUGGCUCUCAAUUACUAGUGAAUUAUAUUGACCUGGAGUAGGUGAGCCGGCUGGUAGUGUGGAGGUUGUGGUGAUGCGUGGGGAGGGACGGAAGCUGUAUUAUGAGACUAACUGAGUAGAGACCACCAGACAUGUAUCCAGCCAGUCCCAGACUUGGCCGGGCGCACCUUGGGGCCUCCACCUUCUUUGCCUCGGCCCACCCCAGUGAGUCGUGUGGCAGUAACGGCCUGCCUCUCACACCCAACUCCAUCAGGAUCUAUGGGCAGGCCAGGGCACUGCAGCUCAUCAACCACCCACACCUGUGCUCUUAUGUGGACAUCCACCGUGGCAAGCAUGAGAGAAUCAUGGUGAUACAGGAGUACUACUUGCUGAACCUCCGAGUGGCAGCCCAGAAGUACCCAGAGAUGAGGAGUCCCCAGGGCCUGGCGAGGCUUGCACACCAGGUGGUGCAAGGCCUGGUGUACCUGAACAACUUUGGCACCGUGGCGUGCACCCUCAGCCCGGAGAACAUCCUGAUAGACCCUCGCGGGCAAGCCAAGUUGUACAAUUACGGCCUUUACUACAUGACAGAGGCCGGCACAUCUGUGUCCUUCCCCCUCGGAACAGUGCAGUACACUGCCCCAGAGGUGUUGCUGAUGCAGGCAGGGAGUCAGGAGGGUGGUGGUGGAGUGACUGGUGCCACAGUGACAGGCAACCCUGUGUGGGACGUGUGGUCGCUGGGCAUGGUGUUGGCCGAGAUCCUGCUGGGCUGCACCUUCUUCUCUGGGUGCAAGGACAUGGAGGAGCUUGUGGGUGAGGUGCUGAGUCUUGCCCUCUCUCCGAACCCUCUGCAGCACCUGGCACAGUCCCACAAUGCCUGUCACAGUCUUGAGGGUUUGCCAGGGGAGCUGAAGGACUUUGUGAGUCUAUGUCUGACAGUUGGGCCGAGUGAGAGGCCUGUCCCCCGCAGCCUGCUCUCCCACCGCCUCCUCCAGCCCUUCAUCCUCUCAGCCUCUCUUGUCCCUGUCCACCCUCACUUUCCUGUUGUGGACCCAUCACUGUGCCUCAUUGAUUUUGCCCACUUUAAGGCAAAGUUUAGCAUGAUGGAGAACUCUGGGCCCACCUUAACUGACUACCCACUCCAUGCUGAGACUGAGGCAUCUCUGGAAUUUCCGAAGGACAGUACAAAGCCACGCUUGAAGAGGGACCAGCUGAGUGAGAGGAGCAUGAGGGAAGUGUACCACCUGUGGCAGCUGGCAGGCGGCAAUGUGGAGCAGGAACUCAAGAAACAGAAGCUGAUAAAGAUCAAGCCAUCCAUCCUGACUUUGCCAAGCGUGAUGGUGGUGGAGGGUGAGGUGUUCGGUGGGGACAUUAGCCACAGCCAGCAGCUCGAGGCCACCACCAUAGUCCUGCCGCUGCACACCCUCCGCAGCAGACUGGCACACAUCCCACCGGAGAAAUACUACCCUCUCAUAACACAGGGAGAAAGUGGCACAGACGAACUUGAGACGAGUCAGCUGCCUCUUGUAAUCCGGGAACGAGAUGUGGAGUACCAGCUGCACCGCCUCCUGUCCUUUCAGAGGCUACUGCAGGCUUACCCACACAAGGCUGACAGCAUUCUGAAAGAGGCAAGGAAGGACACACCACCUUUCUACCGAGCCCUGGUGUGGGCAGCCCUGCUUAAUGUGGAUGGGGCUGUGGCUCACACCUACCAGCAGAUAGACAAGGAGACACCAACACCAACUGACAGACAGAUUGAGGUGGACAUCCCACGGUGCCACCAGUAUGACGAGCUGCUGUCGUCGCCUCAGGGGCAUGCCAAGUUCACCCGGGUGCUGAAAGCCUGGGUGGUGUCUCAUCCCCACCUGGUGUACUGGCAGGGCCUUGACUCCCUCUGUGCUCCUUUCCUCUACCUCAACUUUAAUAAUGAGGCACUUGCCUACUCCUGCCUAUCUCGGUUCAUUGAGAAGUACCUGCACAAAUUCUUCCUGAGGGACAACAGCGCCAUCAUCCAGGAGUACCUUGCCAAGUUCUCCCACAUGAUAGCCUUCCACGAUCCUCACCUGUUCAACCACCUUGACAACAUUGGCUUCAUCCCUGAGUUGUAUGCCAUCCCCUGGUUCCUCACCAUGUACACACAUGUGUUUCCACUACAGAAAAUCUUCCUCCUAUGGGACACUCUGCUGCUGGGUGAGGCGUCGCUACCACUGUGUGUGGGUGUGGCCCUCUUGCGGCAACUCAAGGACAGGCUGCUGCAGUUUGGCUUCAAUGAGUGCAUCCUUCUCUUCUCAGACAUGCCAGACAUUGACAUGGAGCGAGUGGUGCGGGAGUCUGUGCAGGUGUUCUGCUCCACGCCUCGCUCUGUCACGUUCAGACAGCACGAACGCCCAAGGCCAGACCCCAGCCAGGCCUCUCCUGCCCACAAUGCUGCUCAGGCUGGCCAGCAGGACCUUGUGAUGGACGGUGUGUCUCUGCCGGAGCUAAAGAGAGAAAAGUGUCCUCGGGUAUGUGGUGCUGACCUGUUGGAGCUGCUUGCACAUAAGAGAAGCCACAGUGGGCGGGCAAAAGUUUUGGUGGUGGAUGUACGCUCACCAGAAGAAUUUGCACGUGGCACCUUGGCUGAUGCCAUCAACAUGCCGGCUGAUACAUCCCUUGGUCCUGAUGGCACCCUGCUCAUGGGGCCCCAGAUGGAGGUGCUUAGCUCUUACCGGGGCAAGAUCAUUGCUGUCAUUGGCUCUCGCAAUGGCUGGGAUCAAGUGGUGAAGUUUGCUGAGGCCAUCCUGGUGCAGGAGUUCCCACGGGUGUGCACUCUACACAAGGGGGUGGAGGUGUUCCGGGCAAGUGGAGCCCUCAUGGUGCCCUCCUGAGCAAUGCCAAGAAAAAGGGCACUAUCCAGGAACUCACGAGGCACUGGUGGUGGGAUGGACGACUGUACAUAUAUUCAUAUUUAUAUCUAUUUGUAAUGGCUCAAAGAUGCAUUCUUCAUAUUUUUGCACCUUACUACAGCUUCCAUUGGGCUGAUAUUACAUUUUAGUCACUGUUUUUGGUCCCAUGUUAUGUUAGUACACUUGAUGUAAAGAAAAGUCACUUGAGAGAUCUGAAGGAGUUAAUACUUUUAUGAAUUUUGUAGUACUUUGCUUCUGUUACUAAUGAAGCACACGUCUUUGUGUCACCAUAAACAAACUGCCUACAUAAUUUUUUACUCUUGAGGAAGAAAAAAGUCUCAUUUUCCUAACAUUUAUAUUAAAGCAGAAAAGUUGAGAUAUUUUAGGUCACUCACACAGCAGACAUGGCGGCUGCAACUACUAUCAGAUUGCCAACGGUGCACCAGAUAAUGAGUGGAUUCAGAUAAAGAUUACUUAGGCAGCUUGCUUUUGAGGAUGAUAUCUUUGCUUUGUUUUGCUUUCUUUCAUAGGACAGUACACAGCCAACUAACACUCAGUAGUAAUGCUUGUGACUUCUUCAGUAACUAGUACCCAGAGUUUCCUGAGCCAAUCUUGAUCAUCUCCAGCUCCUCCACAUCUUGGCCUACAUUAAUUUGUAGCAUUUUUGGGCAAUGCCUUCAUAACACUAGGGGAGCAGUUUGAUUCUUAGGAAGAUAUAGAAGCAGGAGAUUCUAAUUAGAUCACAGAUAGUAGUACAAAGAUUGACCAAUCACAGAGAGUGAAGCGGCUGAAGCCUGAACCUGCUUGCUCUGUACACUCUACCUCCCUUCAUUCCUCAGGCUAAAAUGGAGACUGGAUUGUAUGAUUAGUCUAUUUAUUUUCUCUGUAAAGUUGGUUGGUUGUGUCAUCUCAUGGUUGUUUCAUUCAUUCCAGCUGUUCACCAAAGAUAGUGAGUGUUAAUGUAGAAUUGUGUAAAUAUUUCACACUUAUCAAAAUUGUUUAUCAGUGAUCUCUGAAAUUCUGAGAAGACUAAAUGUGUUGAUUUGAAACAGUAAUUGCACAUAUUCAAAGUUUAUUUAUAUUUAUAACUUAAGUCUAAUCAUUAAAGCAUAAAUAGUCUCUUUAUAUUGCCCGUAAGUUCUUGUGAAACAAUGGAAUUGUUUUGUAUAAUUUAAGCUACCUUUCUACAUCAUUCCCUUCUCCACCUACUACUGUCAGCACUUACUCCUUUGAAAUAAAUAAAUUUUAACAUGUA
Scylla paramamosain (green mud crab) is the source of this 4235-nucleotide messenger RNA. Its product is annotated as TBC domain-containing protein kinase-like protein. Gene Ontology annotation, molecular function: protein kinase activity; ATP binding; GTPase activator activity. The transcript is spliced from 19 exons. NCBI's taxonomy places the organism in Eukaryota, Metazoa, Arthropoda, Malacostraca, Decapoda, Portunidae. Bases 248 to 2962 code for a protein of 904 amino acids. Gene Ontology annotation, biological process: activation of GTPase activity; protein phosphorylation. The record is from RefSeq and is a predicted model, not a curated record.